CAGAUCUUCUUACAAAGAAGUUGUAAAUCCUUUGUAAUGGCCAACAAGAAAGAGCCUCCUUUUUUCAAUGAAGAUAAUAUGGGACCGUUUCACUACAAGCUUCCUUUUUAUGAAACUAUGGAGCUCUUCAUUGAAACGCUCACAGGAACGUGCUUUGAACUGCGAGUUUCCCCCUUUGAAACAGUUAUUUCUGUGAAAGCUAAAAUUCAAAGACUGGAAGGUAUUCCUGUCUCUCAACAGCACUUAAUUUGGAAUAAUACAGAACUGAAAGAUGACUAUUGUUUAAAUUAUUAUAACAUUUCAGAAGGCUGCACUCUGAAGUUAGUUCUGGCUAUGCGAGGUGGACCUGUUAACACUAGAAGAGUUCCUGUGGAAGACCCUAUCCGGGAAAUGGCUGAAUACAUGCAUCCCAGUAGAGAGGAGAUCUGGGAGAAAGGGCCGUCCAACAAACAAGUUACUUUCUUAGUAUAUCGAGAAGGGGAUCAGUUGAAUUUCUUCCGUGUGGUAGAUCGAGGAGAUGGUACUUUAACACCAUUAUCUGAGUCUUUGAGUGGUGGUUCUGUUUAUAACGUAUAUGCUGAUGAUGAAGAUGAGACAGAGGCAUCACCUUCUGGUCAACAAAUUAUUGAGAAUUCAAUUACUAUGAAUAAAAUGAAACUGCUCAAGGCAAAGAUGGAGAACAUGAAUCUGAGUAAAAAGCCUAAGAAAACUGUCAAGGUGAAACCUCGUCCUCCAGUGGCUCCUCGACCAUCUAGUGGCUCAGUGACUGCAGCUCGUCACCGCUUCUUAAGAGUACUCCCCCAUAUUGGACAGUCUUGCCUACCUCCUCCUGGAAAUUCAUAUCCUUCAGAGUCUUCCCAAAAUGCACUUUCAGCAUUGGCUACUUUGGCCACUGCUGGUAGACCAAUGCCAGCCACAACUAAUGACUUCCUUAAGGAAGAUGACACUUGGCAGAGCAACUCUUGGUCUCAGUCAGUUGGUAGCAUCAGGUUACCACCAAAAAUAUCUCGUGUUGAACUUGAAAAUGCAAAACUACCUAGAAAUAGUAUUUUGACUCCGGUUUCAUCUCGGCAUGCAAAUUCAGAAAAACUAUCAGAAAACCUGACCUCAACAAGCGAGGAGGAUGCUGUUUUGUUUCCGAACUUAACAAAUGUAGAACUAUAUGGAACAGAAGAAAAACUUCUACCUGAAACAGAUGCUUUUGCUUUGUUAACAGAAGCAAGCAGUGCUGAACAGGGUAGUGAGAUAUAUGACAUAGGAAAGGUGAACACAGAACUUGGACUGUCUGAGGGAGAUGAUGAAUCUAAGGUUGUAGAACAGCAUAGAAAACCCAUUGGAAAAGUGCUGAGCACUGCAGCAAUGGGGACUGGUCUUCUUAGUACUCGUGAAUUAAGUCCACAGAAAAAUCUGCUUUUGUCACCUCUUCGAUAUUCAGCACAAGUGGCACAUCACAGUUCUCUGAAACCACAAACACAACCCAAAUGCUUUGAGGCCAGUGACUUGAGAUCUACAGCCUCCCCAAAUGUGCUUCGAUCGUUGGAAGUCCACAGUGUAGCAGACUCCUCUUUUCCUAGGACUACUAGAUUUCGUAGUGUGAAAGUAGAGUCACUUGGCAAAAGACCUGAUGUAAUUACUAAAACAGAGGCUAGGGACAUCACAGAUGCAGCUAACAAAGCAUCCAAAGAACGUGUGAGUUCUGCAAGUAACUUAGGAUUUUUGGCUUCACUUGCCCGAAGUGCAAACAGAGAAAGUUUACAGAGUUCCUGUGGGACAGGCAGGUUUCGGACUUCUGGUAUUGCACUACCUACAAACCUUCAGCAUUUUCAGGAAGAAAGCUUUAGGAAAACUGCUUCUCCAAGUGAAGCUGCUGAGUAUAUUCUUUCUGCGCAUGGGCUUGGAAUGAAUGGAAGUAUUGCAGCUGUAGGGAAAAGAGUAGCAGGUGAAGGAACCCAUCUUCCACCUGUGAAUGGCUCAAUUCAAGCAAAAAAGAAAAUUACAAAGCAUUGCUUUCUUUGUGGCAAGAAAACUGGAUUGGCAACCAGCUAUGAGUGCAGAUGUGGAAACAACUUCUGUGCAACACACCGCUAUGCAGAGACUCACACCUGCACAUACGACUAUAAGAGUGCAGGGCGAAGGUAUUUGCAGGAGACCAAUCCCGUCGUUAGUGCACCAAAGCUUCCCAAAAUCUAACAUGGAUGUGCUGCAUGUGGCUGUUCUGCCAUUGAAGAAUUGUAUUGAGUUGAGAGAAGCACUUGCUUAAACUGCAUAAUUUUGUCAUGCUCCAUAUCUAAAGAUUUGCCAAGCAACAAAAGCACAUGAGGAUGCAUCCUGUUGAAGAAUAAUGUGAACACUACUGCGGUUAAAACUUUUCUUCUUUAAUGAAUGAAAAGUUAAAGAUUAGUUUUUAAAAAUUUAAACUAUGAUUUAACUGUUACUGCACGUCUUGUGUUGUGUUUUAUAUUUUGAAAAGCUAUUUCACUAGACAAGUCUUUAAAAGAUGCACUUUACUAACUUUAUUUACUGUAUAACCAGACUUGAGGGGGUGUUGUAAUGAGGGGUGUCAUGUAAUGUCUUCUGUACUCUUGCAUUUUUUGUCCAUUGUGUGGUAUCUUCUAAGUUAUUUCACUAGAAAGAUUCUCCUCCCUUCCUUUCCUCAAACAGCCUUUUUUGAGAUUUUUAAGGGGGUAGUGUGUUCCACUCCUCUGUUCCAUUCAGAUUGGCAUUCAUACACUAUGUAUCUGUUCUGAAAAUUACAUAUCAUGUUAAUCACAUUUUCUUGAAGUAAUAGUGUUUAUAGGACAGGUUUGGUUUUAAAUAGAAAAUUCCCCCUUUAUUGCCAUUAAAUAUAAGGAACAAUUUAUUUUAACGUUUUUGUAAUCCUAGAUUUUUUUAAGACUUCAUAACUUGGUUUGUUAAGA
Chaetura pelagica (chimney swift) is the source of this 2918-nucleotide messenger RNA. It is a transcript of the gene ZFAND4, whose product is annotated as zinc finger, AN1-type domain 4. NCBI's taxonomy places the organism in Eukaryota, Metazoa, Chordata, Aves, Apodiformes, Apodidae. Bases 37 to 2190 code for a protein of 717 amino acids. The transcript has 9 exons. Gene Ontology annotation, molecular function: zinc ion binding; protein binding. The record is from RefSeq and is a predicted model, not a curated record.